AUGUGUUAUGUGGGCAAAGCCACCAAGAUCUUCAUCUUCAUCGUCACCGUCCUCGCUGUCACCGGACUAGUGAUCGGCUUCGGUCUCCUCCGCCACAGCAUCCAGAAGACCCACAAAUGCUCCGGCGACUCCUGCCUCCAGCCCCCCUCAUCCGUCUACCCCGACCCCAGCGCCACGCCUACCCCAUUUCUCACCCCGAAUCCCAACCCAACCCCCAUCCCCAAUCCCAAUCCCAAUCCCAGUCCAAAUCCAAAUCCAAACCCUAGCCCGAACCCGAAUCUGAAUCCUCCUCCGCCGCCUCCGCCGCUGUCGCCGACGACCCCUCCACCGCCGGCUCAAACUACUCUCGCUACGGCGCCGAUUUAUAGCCCGCCGGCGCUGCCCACGCCGGGUCCGGUGAAUGCCUAG
Vitis riparia (riverbank grape) is the source of this 408-nucleotide messenger RNA. RefSeq lists its product as uncharacterized. The record is from RefSeq and is a predicted model, not a curated record. The transcript has a single exon. NCBI's taxonomy places the organism in Eukaryota, Viridiplantae, Streptophyta, Magnoliopsida, Vitales, Vitaceae. Bases 1 to 408 code for a protein of 135 amino acids.